UUGGCCCAUUUUGUGGAUGAGUGAUAAAUGGUUCUUAUCCACAAGUGUAAAAAUAAUCGGAAGCAUUUCAUCGAACACUCUCAUGGCGACGACGUUCUCGUCUGUAUCUCACCUACGCUCCGUCUUCUACGCCUCCAUUGCUCCCAAAACUCGCCCCUCACUUCCAGAUUUUAAAAAUGUGCGUUCAUGGAGUGCCUCGGCGAAUUACGUCGACGUUAAGCUUCACGCGGCGGCGAGGGCGGUUUCUGCGAAAGCGAAGAGAAUCGGAGUGAGGUGUGCAACUCUCGAGGAAAUAGAAGAGGAGAAGUCGAUGAUUGAGGAAGAUGCUAGAGAGAGGAUGGAGAAGACUAUUGAUAAUGUUAGGGCAAGUUUCAAUUCGAUUAGAACGGGAAGGGCAAAUCCAGCUAUACUGGACAAAAUUGAGGUAGAGUAUUAUGGAACACCAGUUGUUUUGAAGAGCAUAGCUCAGAUAAGUACUCCAGAUGCAAGUUCCAUACUGGUGCAGCCCUAUGACAAAUCCAGCUUGAAGUCUAUAGAGAAAGCAAUUGUCAAUUCCGACCUUGGGAUGACUCCAAACAAUGACGGAGAUGUUAUUAGGUUGUCUAUGCCACAACUCACAUCAGACAGGAGGAAGGAGUUGUCAAAGGUUGUGGCUAAGCAAGCUGAAGAAGGCAAGGUUGCCAUAAGGAAUAUCAGAAGAGAUGCCAUCAAAUCUUAUGAAAAGCUUGAGAAGGAGAAGAAGCUCUCAGAGGAUAAUGUGAAGGACCUAUCUGCUGAUUUGCAGAAAGUGACAGAUGAGUACAUGAAGAAGAUCGAGUCCAUCUUCAAACAGAAAGAGAAGGAGCUGCUGCAAGUAUGAAGGCCUCCCCCCGCAACGUGUAAAUGAGAUUCGUAGCUUGUAACGAAAUUUUGAGAAGCUCCUUUCACUUGGUUUUGGUAGCUAGAAAAUUAUGGUAUAUGCUGCCUGCUUCAAUACUAGGUGUGCACUCUUUUAUUAAGUUUGAAAAUGAGAUUUAUUUAUUUUACAUAA
This is a messenger RNA of Salvia splendens (bonfire salvia), 1030 nucleotides long. RefSeq names its product ribosome-recycling factor, chloroplastic. Lineage: Eukaryota; Viridiplantae; Streptophyta; Magnoliopsida; Lamiales; Lamiaceae. Gene Ontology annotation, cellular component: chloroplast. Gene Ontology annotation, biological process: plastid translation. The transcript is spliced from 11 exons. Gene Ontology annotation, molecular function: ribosomal large subunit binding. The record is from RefSeq and is a predicted model, not a curated record. The coding region runs from base 17 to 859 and encodes 280 amino acids.